Messenger RNA from Drosophila ficusphila, 593 nucleotides. It is a transcript of the gene BomBc2, whose product is annotated as bomanin Bicipital 1. Lineage: Eukaryota; Metazoa; Arthropoda; Insecta; Diptera; Drosophilidae. Gene Ontology annotation, biological process: defense response. The transcript has 2 exons. Bases 79 to 534 code for a protein of 151 amino acids. The record is from RefSeq and is a predicted model, not a curated record.
UGUAGAUUAUAAAUCGGAGCUAAUCGGGACGGGUAUAAAAGAAGGUGCCUGUGAUCGAACAGGUUAGAGAGCCGCAUAAUGAAGUGCCUGACGCUAUUUGCGCUUUUGUUCUUGGCAACGUUGGCCUUUGUGAGCGCCGGCAAGGUCAUGAUCAACGGCAAGUGUGUAAACUGCUCCACCGACAAAACCACAACCUCCACCGCCACAACCACCCACAAACCUUCGACUGGCAAAGGAGGUGGUGGCAGGACCACUGCCAAGCCCAAGUCGAAAUCCACUCCAGCCCGCAGGCAAUCUUCCUCGGAGGAGGAUGACGAUGAUGACCUUGGUGGCAGCUGGUCACUUCAUCAAUCUGGGGGAUCGCAGUACAUAGGAAGGCGUUCGAAGCGCCAAGGGGGUCAGUACAUUGAUCUCGGAAGAGGAGGAGGAGGUGGAUGGUCAGGAGGUGGCGUCACCACCAUCGAUUCCCGUCCCUAUCCCGGAGGAACCUUGGUGCGGAACAGUGACUGCGUCGGCUGUAACAUUCGUGGUUAAAUCACCAAAUUAAAUUACAAAAUAAACGUUCAAUAAAACAUUUUUAAAAGAAAAACCAA